AGGACUAUCCUUAGCCCGGUCCAUGAUAAUCCAUGAGUAUAGCGGACCGUUGCACACCCCUUAUCCGCACACUCUCCACUAGCACCAGCCCAGCCCCAAGUCGCCACCAUCAAACCACCAGCCCCCAACCUCCGACCACCUCCAGCACCCGAGAUUAUUCUUGCUAGGAAAUAGGAAUUUGUCACUGAAUCUUCCAUAUAAUGGACGCAUUUAGGAGGGCUAUACUGCAGCCUGGCCCCCCGGAAACUUUUGCUCUCAAGACAGUUCAAGAGGUUAUAAAGCCGCAGAAACAAACAAAGUUAGCUCAAGAUGAAAAUCAAUUGUUAGAGAACUUGCUUCGGACUUUGCUUCAAGAAUUGGUGGCAUCUGCAGUACAGUCAGGGGAGGAGAUAAUGCAGUAUGGAAAGUCAAUUGAUGAUGAGGACGAAACACAGGGUGUAAUUCCACGACUUCUAGAUGUUGUGCUCUAUCUUUGUGAGAAAGAACAUGUUGAAGGUGGUAUGAUAUUCCAGCUUCUAGAGGACUUGACUGAGAUGUCUACAAUGAGAAAUUGCAAAGAUAUUUUCCGAUAUAUAGAGAGUAAGCAAGACAUCCUGGGGAAGCAAGAGCUUUUUGCUCGCGGAAAACUUGUCAUGUUGAGAACGUGCAAUCAACUUCUUCGCCGACUGUCCAAGGCGAAUGAUGUGGUAUUUUGUGGGCGAAUCCUAAUGUUUCUGGCACAUUUCUUUCCAUUGUCUGAACGUUCAGCUGUGAAUAUUAAGGGUGUUUUUAACACAUCAAAUGAGACAAAAUAUGAGAAAGACCCACCUGAAGGCAUUUCUGUUGAUUUCAACUUUUAUAAAACUUUCUGGAGUUUACAGGAAUACUUUUGCAACCCUGCGUCCCUUUCAACUGCUCCUAUCAAGUGGCAGAAAUUUACAUCUAGUUUGAUGGUUGUGUUGAAUACAUUUGAAGCUCAGCCUUUAAGUGAGGAAGAGGGAGCUGAUAACAAUUUGGAGGAAGAGGCGACAACUUUCAACAUAAAAUAUCUUACAAGCAGUAAAUUGAUGGGCUUAGAGUUAAAAGAUCCAAGUUUUCGGCGCCACAUUCUUUUGCAGUGCCUCAUAUUAUUUGAUUAUCUGAAGGCCCCAGGAAAGAAUGAUAAGGAUUCAUCUGAAAGCAUGAAAGAAGAAAUUAAGUCUUGUGAAGAUCGAGUGAAGAAACUACUUGAACUGACUCCUCCAAAAGGAAAAGAUUUUCUUCAUAGUAUUGAGCAUAUAUUGGAACGUGAAAAGAAUUGGGUCUGGUGGAAACGCGAUGGCUGUCCUCCAUUUGAAAAGCAACCAAUAGAGAAAAAAACAGUUCAUGAUGGAGCUAAGAAACGUAGGCCAAGGUGGAGAUUGGGAAAUAAAGAACUCUCUCAGUUGUGGAAGUGGGCUGAUCAGAAUCCGAAUGCUUUGACUGAUCCCCAACGUGUUCGAACUCCUGCCAUCUCAGAUUACUGGAAACCCUUGGCUGAAGAUCAUGCGAGCUCUUGGAAUAAAUUCAUCUCUUUCUUGAAAUUACAGAUGGAUGAAUCUGCAGGAAUAGACGCUGAAUAUCAUCAUAAAAAUAACAGGGUUUAUUGCUGGAAGGGCCUUCGUUUUUCUGCUCGGCAAGACUUAGAAGGGUUUUCUAGAUUUACUGAACAUGGUAUUGAAGGAGUAGUUCCUUUGGAACUUCUCCCGCCUGAAGUGCGAUCCAAGUUCCAAGGUAAACCUAGUGACAGGUCUAAACGUGCUAAAAAGGAGGAGACGAAGGGUGCUUUGCAUCAAGUUGAAGAAAGUCAGAUUGCAACACCUGCAAGUGAGAUUGACGGCGAAGGAGUCAGAGCUGAUGCGGAGGCAUCUGCAGCACCGAUGGAUACGGAUGCGACUGCUGCGACCGAAAAUAAUUCCCAAGGUAGCACUCCAACACCAGAUGAACAUCAAAAGCAAAGCCCUGAUACUCAAGAAGCUGGGCAAUUAGAAGCAGAUGCUGAAGUAGAGGCUGGGAUGAUAGAUGGGGAGACAGAUCCAGAAGCUGAGUCAGAUCAUGUAGGAUAAGAUUCAAGGAAAAAGAAAAACAGUUUCUUUGUGGGAUAGUAAAAAUAUUAACUUAUGUUGAUUUGGUGAGCACUAAUGAAUAAUUACAUAGAAUUGUUACAUUAUAUUAGUACAGAAAAUUAAAUUGUUUUCUUUUUGUCUCUUAUUUUAUAAGCUAGUGGUAAUACAUUCAUAAUUCAUAAGCUUUUAUUCGAGUACAAUAGAUGAUAACAUUUUGUUUAUCCCACCUAAUGUUAGAAAAUUUAA
Messenger RNA from Durio zibethinus, 2309 nucleotides. The record is from RefSeq and is a predicted model, not a curated record. NCBI's taxonomy places the organism in Eukaryota, Viridiplantae, Streptophyta, Magnoliopsida, Malvales, Malvaceae.